Molecule: messenger RNA, 1659 nt
Organism: Mangifera indica (mango)
Lineage: Eukaryota; Viridiplantae; Streptophyta; Magnoliopsida; Sapindales; Anacardiaceae
Product: two-component response regulator ARR18-like
Exons: 5
Coding region: 330-1454 (374 amino acids)
Molecular function (GO): DNA-binding transcription factor activity; DNA binding
Source: RefSeq, a predicted model, not a curated record
AAAUGUUCAAAGGGAGAGAGACCAAAGAAACAAGGAGAGAUUGAAAGCAGGGGCAAUACUCAAGAUCUAGGGUUUCCAUCUUCAUGAAACUGUGGCUCUUCUUUGCAUUGGUUUUUUCUUUUCAUUUCUUUUUUUGAAUACUAAGAUCUUCUUCUAAACAAUAUUUUCUCUGCGUCCUGCCUUGGAAGGAAAUUGGAAGAAAGAAGGUAGAUGAUUAAGCUCAUUAAUUUCUAAACUACCAACAUAUAAAUCCAAGGAAUCAAUCUUCUGUUUCUUCUCCGUCAAUAAUUUUGAGCUUUGGAGGAUUUUUAAGAAAAGUGUCUAGAAAGAUGGAAGGAAGUGGGGGGAUUAAAUGUUCUAAAACAACCCCCUCUGAUGAAAUUCCAGAUGGGAGUGAGAGUACUGCAGAGAACGACGGUGAAAGUAAGGCAAGAAAUGGUGGAAGCUCAAGCAAUAGUACGGUUGAAGAGAAUGAGAAGAAGCCAUCGGUUAGGCCUUAUGUUAGAUCCAAGCUGCCAAGGCUUCGGUGGACUCCUGAUCUUCAUCUUCGUUUUGUUCAUGCUGUUGAAAGACUUGGAGGACAAGAGAGAGCAACGCCAAAGUUGGUUCUUCAGCUAAUGAAUAUCAAAGGACUCAGUAUUGCUAAUGUCAAAAGCCAUUUACAGAUGUAUCGAAGCAAGAGGAUAGACGAUCCAGGUCAAGUCAUGGCCGAUCAUAGGCAUCUUGUGGAAAGUGGAGAUCGCAAUAUUUAUAAUCUUAGCCAACUUCCUAUGCUACAAGGUUAUAACCAAAGCCAUAGUUCUAGUUUCAGAUAUGGAGAUGCUGCAGCUUGGACUGCUCGUGAAUACUUUCUGCCUGGUCCUUGUGUAAGCCGGAGUUUGAUUGAUGAAACCACACCAAGAUUAUACGGCACGGUGGCUGAAAAAAUGUUUGAUAGCAACAAUAGUAAUUGGGCUAACCGCAAUUUCCGUUUGGGUUCUUCAUCUUAUGGGGCAAAUUCUAUUUGGAAAAUGCAUGAAUUUAAAGAAGAAUUUCAAUCAUCUCAUAAACAUGACCUCUGGCAACUAUCUGGAUCAAGAUUUCUCCAGAUUGAACCUAACAGGGUAACCCAACAGCUAAAAGCAAAACUAGAAGAACGUAUGAGUUCGAAUAGAAGUAUCCCUUCAGUUUUGAACUCAGCACAAGAAUGUAAUAAGUCGACGGUGAAAAGAAAGGCCUUGGAUUGUAGCCUUGAUUUGGAUCUAUCUCUAAGGCUAAAACCUAGCGAUGAUCAUGAUCAUCAUCAGAGCGAGCAACCAGGUUUGGAGGAGAGAGAAGUUGAUAGUAAGUUAUCUUUAUCUUUGUACUCACCAUCAUCAUCAUCAUCUUCAAAGCAUGGCAAGUUGAAGGAAGGACAAGGUGAUAAUAAUAAAAGGCAUGCUAGGAGGGCAAGUACUCUAGAUCUGACUAUAUGAAUGAGAAAAUUCUAAGUGAGAUCUUGAGGUACUUAUCCAAGAAGAUGGGACAGUUAUAUUGUAUUGUACCCUUAUACAAAUGAAUUCCAUCUAACUGUUUCAGUGGUUCUUCAUUAUAUAUAGCUAGCUUUAUUACUUUUAGAAUUUGAGGCCUCAAAGUAUAUUAGAGCACAGAGUUUUCGAUGAAAUUGCUUUUAACAGUCUA